AUGGAAACCUUCUGGCAAGUACUUCUAGUCGUAUUCGCCGUGGAUAAGGCAUUAUGCACAAUCUCCGGCUUGACUUACAUGGACUCAUUGGCACAAAAGCACCGCACCAACUCACCAAAUGGAGAAGACCCAUGCAAUCCACUGUUCUGGUAUCCGAACAAGAUUCCUGAUCAUUGUUACUCCAAGACAUCACCAAGGCCCCCAGAUAAGCGUCCUGCCAAUACUUUUCCAUUACCAAUACCAGUGCCAGUUGCCCCGCCACCAAUCCCUAUGCCCAUGCCGUUACCAGCUCCGAUACCGGCUGCUCCAAUACCAGCGCCUAUGCCAAUGCCGGCGCCGGCGCCCGGCCUGCCCGGUCCCAUGCUUGCAGUCCCACCGAUGCCUGCAGCUGUCCCCGUCCCCAUACCACCUAUCCCCUACGGCAUCCCAAUAGCACCCACCCACCCCAUGCUACCAGUGUUUCCCCAACCGUAUCCCUAUCCCCCGCAGCCUUUCCCAGCUUUCCCUCCAUUCCCCACGUACCCGAUCCCUCCAAUCUACCAUCAAGGACCACCAGCGGGAUUCGUCCCUGGAUUACCUGGUCUGGUUUCUCCAGACGGCGGGAUAAAUAUCCUGCCGUUCACAGACGUGUACUCUGAGAUAUUGGAGAAACAUAAACAAAAGAUGAUGAAAAAGCAAAUUGAAAAAAUGAUGGAAAAAUAUGAGAACUAUCCAAAGAGACGCAAGCCGUACAGAAGGCAUAUGUACGACUGA
This is a messenger RNA of Pectinophora gossypiella (pink bollworm), 753 nucleotides long. RefSeq lists its product as uncharacterized. The transcript is spliced from 2 exons. The record is from RefSeq and is a predicted model, not a curated record. Bases 1 to 753 code for a protein of 250 amino acids. Lineage: Eukaryota; Metazoa; Arthropoda; Insecta; Lepidoptera; Gelechiidae.